Molecule: messenger RNA, 1435 nt
Organism: Verticillium dahliae VdLs.17
Lineage: Eukaryota; Fungi; Ascomycota; Sordariomycetes; Glomerellales; Plectosphaerellaceae
Product: zinc-regulated transporter 1
Exons: 1
Coding region: 386-1435 (349 amino acids)
Biological process (GO): zinc ion import across plasma membrane
Cellular component (GO): plasma membrane
Molecular function (GO): low-affinity zinc ion transmembrane transporter activity
Source: RefSeq, a predicted model, not a curated record
GACGCUUCAACCGAUCAGUCUGACGAAAGAACGAAAGGACGAAAGAAUCGUGUCGUCGGCAAAGGCCUGCAUGCAGAAUUGACUUUUUGUCGGAUCUUGUUGCGCACUCGGAAGGGAACUUCACUGCCACAGGAGAGGAGAGAAGAGAAAUCUGCUGUUUCAAACCCGCCUUUUCUUGGGUAUUGCUGCCACUGCCCCUUUGCGCCUGCUGCAUUCCUUCCUGGUCGCUUCCUCGCCUCAGAACUCUUGGUAUAUUCUUCUUGUUCCUGCUGGUCCGCAGCAAAACGUCGACGACAAAGCCAUUCUCGCAACUCGAGCGCCAAGCAUCACCACCAAGUAUCAAUCAUCACAGCACGACGACCGCCCGCCACAAACACCGCCCGCCAUGCAGCCCGCCCUACACCUCCAACGUCGCGAUGGUGACUGCGACGGAAGCCCUGCCGAGACGUCCAACAUGGGCCUCCGCAUUGCCUCUGUCUUCAUCCUCCUCGUCGCAUCCUCUCUCGGCGCCUUGAUCCCCAUUGCCAUCCACCGCAGCUCCCACGUCAAGGCCCCGCCCCUCCUCUUCUUCGUCCUCAAGUUCAUCGGUACCGGCGUUAUCAUCGCCACCGCCUGGAUGCAUCUUCUCGCCCCUGCGGCUGAGCAGCUCGGCGACCCCUGUCUCGUCGACCGUCUUGGCGAGUACGACUGGGCCUUCUUCAUCGGCCUCAUGACCGUCCUCGCCAUGUUCCUCGCCGAGCUGCUCGCCACCCACUUUGGCAAGUGCUACGUUACCGAGGCCGAAUCUAUGGCGCUUGAGUCGGCCGUCGUCGCCGCAUCGUCGCCCAAGGGAGAGGGACCCUACUCCGACGACGGCGACACCUCCGACCCCACCGUGCCCCGCGGCAGCCUCGCUCUGCACGGCGACCGCGAGGCCGACGCUCACCUCGCUAACCACGACCGCGACCACCCGGCCCUCGCCGGCCAGCUGACGGCCAUCCUGAUCCUCGAGUUUGGUGUCAUCUUCCACAGCAUCUUCAUCGGCCUCGUCCUUGCCACGACCGACGACCUCGUCAUCCUCCUCAUCGUCCUCGUCUUCCACCAGUUCAUGGAGGGUCUCGGUCUCGGCUCCCGCCUCGCCAUCGCCAGCUGGCCCGGCGGCCGCUGGUGGCUGCCGUACUUCCUCGCCGGCUGCUACGGUCUCGCCACGCCUGUUGGCAUCGCCGCCGGCCUCGGUGCCAAGCCCACAAACGCCGCGGACCAGACCCUGACGAACGGCGUCUUUGACGCCAUCAGCGCUGGCAUUCUCAUGUACACUGGUCUCGUCGAGUUGCUGGCGCACGAGUUUAUGCUGAACCCGCAGAUGAGGAGGUCGGGACUCGGGAAGCAGCUGGGUGCCUUUUUCUGCAUCAUUUUCGGUGCCGGUAUCAUGGCGCUGCUGGCCAAGUGGGCUUAG